Messenger RNA from Salvia miltiorrhiza (redroot sage), 624 nucleotides. RefSeq lists its product as uncharacterized. The record is from RefSeq and is a predicted model, not a curated record. The transcript has 2 exons. Gene Ontology annotation, molecular function: RNA-DNA hybrid ribonuclease activity; nucleic acid binding. NCBI's taxonomy places the organism in Eukaryota, Viridiplantae, Streptophyta, Magnoliopsida, Lamiales, Lamiaceae. The coding region runs from base 1 to 624 and encodes 207 amino acids.
AUGUCUUUCGUUGGUUUUUUGAUUGAGCAAACUUUACCGUUGGACGUGGGCAGCAUGAUUCGCUUCUCUAUCCACCAGAAUAACAGCAAACAAGUUGGCAAUUUGUGGAAAGUUGGGGUGGUCUCUCUCCUCUGGAGUCUCUGGUCUCACCGCAACAACGUCAUACACAACAAUUUAGCACCUUCGCGCCACCUCAUUCUCAAGCAGGUCCGGGUUUUUCUUUGUGAAGCUGCCAACAAUUUCGUCCUUGGCACUAUGGCCAACUCGGUUACUGAUCUACUCAUUCUUAAGAAUCUUUCCAUCGCUGGACAACCCAGGAAGCCUUUAUCCUUUAUUUACGUUGCUUGGCACCUUCCCCCGCCGUCUUGGAUUAAAGUUAAUACUGAUGGCUCGGUCCGUGAAGGGAGGAUUCAUGCGGGGGGCGUCUUUAGGAAUGCCUUCAACGACGUUCUUGGUUGUUAUCAUUUUUCAGGCGGCCAUGGGGUUGCGUUCGAAGCAGAGCUUUUAGCUAUUAUUAUUGCGAUUGAAUCUGCACAUCGCGCCAAAUGGGAGAGAGUUUGGUUUGAGUCGGAUUCUUCUUACGUGGUUCAGCUUCUUCAGUCGCUAUCUGAGACGGAUUACUGA